AGCAACGGCAUCUCUAUGAUUUCAACCCGCGGUGUGGGAAGGGUGGCGUGUGUCUUUCGUGUGACGCACGAAAGCCUUGGGUGCCCUGCAUCCGGCAGCCGCGAUGCAUUGUGGGAAGAAGCGUCGUGGGGAGUUUGUGCUUCGCGCCCGAGCCAAACGGAACGAGUCGCCAUGUCUCACACAAUUCUGCUUGUUCAGCCUACCAAACGACCUGAAGGCAGGACUUAUGCAGAUUAUGAAUCUGUAAAUGAAUGUAUGGAAGGAGUCUGUAAAAUGUAUGAAGAGCACCUGAAGAGAAUGAAUCCUAACAGCCCUUCCAUUACAUAUGAUAUUAGCCAGUUAUUUGAUUUCAUCGAUGAUUUGGCUGAUCUUAGCUGCCUUGUCUAUCGUGCUGAUACUCAGACAUACCAGCCGUACAAUAAAGAUUGGAUAAAGGAGAAGAUUUAUGUUCUUCUCCGCAGACAAGCUCAGCAAGCAUGCAAAUAAUGGGGCACUGAGGGAGGGUGUGGACAUCAGGUGUGUACAGCAUUCUGUAGUGAAAGUCUUGUAUUGUAGUCCACUGUUCAUUUUUAUAAACCUAUGACUGAGUCGGAACUGUAAGAGACUUGUUCAAUUCCAGAAGAAAAUGUCUUUUACAUUUGAUUUUUGAUUUUUAAUUUUUCACUUUUCUUAGUUUAUUUUGUUCAAGCUCCUCAAGAUUAUUCACAUCUCCUUUGCCACCGUUGCUAUAUGUACUCCUCAGAGAACAGGAGAUCAAUAGUAUUACUUGGAGGCAGUGAAAAAUCAUAGUGAAAAAUAAAAUAAAUGCUCUUUAGUUAAA
Molecule: messenger RNA, 820 nt
Organism: Pseudonaja textilis
Lineage: Eukaryota; Metazoa; Chordata; Lepidosauria; Squamata; Elapidae
Gene: ERH
Product: ERH mRNA splicing and mitosis factor
Source: RefSeq, a predicted model, not a curated record